This is a messenger RNA of Cladocopium goreaui, 1269 nucleotides long. NCBI's taxonomy places the organism in Eukaryota, Dinophyceae, Suessiales, Symbiodiniaceae. The record is from the annotation of a GenBank genome assembly.
UCGAAAGUGGCACUCCCCAUGAGAUGCCAUGCGAGUUUCUUGCUUCUUUGGUUCCUUCAGGCCUCAUCCGAGCCCUGGAGCCAAUCUGAUGUAGAGGUGUUGGCAAAUGCUGGCACCAAGUGUGGUGAAGUCCAUGGUGCAGUCUUGCGCGUGGUCGAUCUGUCCUAUGUGGAAGUCCGAGAGGCUCUCCAGCAGUUUCUGGAUAGUAUCCCUUGGCUGCUGCAGCAGCUGGAGCACAUGCAGGAAGAUGAAGAAUCUGGUCCAGUUUAUGGCCAACUCUUCCCAAACGUGCUCUCCGCAUUGCAGCUUUCCAUGAAGGCCGUCCAGCUCUUGGGAUUGGCUGCAGUGGUGCACAGGCCGUGCUUCCAAUCCUCAGCGCGCUUGGUGAUGGGUCAGUCACUGCCUUUGCUGCAACAAGCGCUGCAGCAGCAGGUUUCCACUCUCUGGUGGAUGUUUGACAUCGGCAAGUACUCCAACACCAACAGCCCAGCGAAGCAUUUGCAGGCCUUGCUACGCUGUCUUCAGAAGAGCGAGGCUCUCUUUGCAGGUCUCCAAGACUUGCUGCCAGCAGAGUUGCCACGCUCGGAGCACUUCUGGGGGCAUCAAGAGCACGGGAUGUUCAUGAAUUCCACCGUCAUCUACAGAACUCUUUUUCCAGAGUCAGCAAUCGUGGAUAAAGGACUGCUACGUUAUUUGCUGCGACUCUUGCCACCAGACGUCAGUCUUGGCGACUUCGGGGCCCUUGAUGGCCAGUACUCCAGGUGGCUGAAUGACACUGGUCUGGUCACCGCCUAUGCCUUCGAUGGUGUUAUGGGAGUGACAGAGAUCACUGAGGGUGCUGUCACCCAGGUGGACUUAGCAGAGGCUUUACACAUCGAGUGGCAUCCAGAACCAUUCGAUUGGGUCCUGUGUUUGGAGGUAGCAGAACACAUCCCGCCGCAACACGAGGAACAAUUUCUGGAGAACUUAGGCAAGCACGCAUCAGAGGGGCUGAUCUUGCCUGGGUGGACAGUGGUCAUUCUUUGGUGUCCCGGGUUCCCGAGAGCGUCCUGGGCCCCACCUGGAAUCGAAGGCGAAGGUCAUAUCAAUUGUCAGGAGCUGGAAGACUCAAGAAAGCGUGUGGAGGCUUUAGGCUUUCACCAAGACGUUGCUGCCACAAGUGCCCUGCGAGAAGCAUCGCAGGUGCCUUGGAUCGCAGCAUCUGUGGCAGUGUAUCGGCGGCAAAAAAAAACGCCGGACGGAGGACGGAGGACACGGAGAAUUCUGUAG